Thermothelomyces thermophilus ATCC 42464 is the source of this 2050-nucleotide messenger RNA. RefSeq lists its product as uncharacterized. NCBI's taxonomy places the organism in Eukaryota, Fungi, Ascomycota, Sordariomycetes, Sordariales, Chaetomiaceae. The record is from RefSeq and is a predicted model, not a curated record. Gene Ontology annotation, biological process: amino acid transmembrane transport. Gene Ontology annotation, cellular component: membrane. Gene Ontology annotation, molecular function: amino acid transmembrane transporter activity. The coding region runs from base 367 to 1995 and encodes 542 amino acids. The transcript is spliced from 2 exons.
AAUUUUUUUUUCCUGUUGAGUUUCUGACUUCCCUCGCGGAAAGGAGGGGAGGGGGGGGUUCCAACAGACAACUUUUCAUCUCGGCGUUACUUUCAGCUGCUGUUCCACCGUUCCCCCGUCCUGUCAGGCUCGUCUAAUCUGGGUGGUCGGUCGCUUGCUGGACGCCGUUGCGCGCAUAGUAUCACGCGCCACGGUUGGGACGCGUCGAUAACUCGAACCUCCUCCCCCUCUUUUUCUUUCCGCCAAGUCCUCCUUAUCUGCCAUAGCUCGCCAGCCUCGUCAACCUCUCACGCCGGACCGCCCCCACCGAGGCCAAGCCGACAACGAGUACGCAGAGCUCCCAGGGCGCCGCCAGACAAGGCCCCUAUGAAGGCCAGCGCGGUUCCGGGGGACUGGACGUCCUCCGGGGAGGACGUUGGCGUCAUCGGGUCGACGGCAUACGCCGUCGGCGGCGAGAAGAGCAAGAAGACGGGCGAGAAGGGCGCCAGCGACGCCGACUCGGCGCAGCAGGGCGAGCUGCAGCGUCAGCUCUCCGGGAGGCACCUCAACUUCAUCGCCAUUGGCGGCACCAUCGGCACCGGCUUCUUCCUGGGCACCGGCACGGCCCUGGUCAAGGCCGGCCCGGCCGGGUGUCUGAUCUCGUACAUGUUCGUCGGGACCAUCUUGUGGUCGGUGAUGGUCUGCCUGGGAGAAAUGGCGACCUAUAUCCCCACGGCAGGGGCAUUCUCGGCCUAUGCGACGAGAUUUGUUGAUCCGAGCCUGGGCUUCGCGGUCGGGUGGCUGUACUGGUUUGGCUGGGCCACCACCUAUGCCCUCUCACUCGUUGCCGCCGGCCUCAUCAUCCAGUACUGGAAUCACGACCUGAACAUCGGCAUCAUCAUCGCCAUCUUUUGGGUCGUCUUCACCGUCGUCAACCACCUCCCGGUCGGCAUCUACGGCGAGCUUGAGAUGUGGCUGUCGAGCCUCAAAGUCAUCACCAUCGUCGGCUUCAUCAUCUUUGCCAUCUGCGUCGCCGCCGGUGUCGGUCAGGAGGGUGUCCUGGGUUUCCGGUUCUGGAAGGACCCGGGCGCCUUCAACGAGUACCUGGUCCCCGGCGGGAUCGGGAAGUUCGUCGGCUUCUGGGCGGUCAUGAUCCAGGCCUCGGUGUCGUAUCAGGGUGCCGAGCUGGUCGGCGUGGGCGCCGGCGAGGCCCGCGAUCCGCGCAAGACGGUGCCCCAGGCGAUCCGCGUCACGUACUGGGGCAUCAUGCUCCUGUUCGUCGUGACCAUGCUCCUCAUCACCAUGGUGGUGCCCUCGUCCGACCGGGAGCUGCUCAGCGACUCGUCCAACGCGUCAGCCUCGCCGCUCGUCAUCGCCGCCCGGCGCGCCGGCGUCAAGGUGCUGCCCGACAUCAUCAACGCCGUCCUCCUGACGGCCGUGCUCUCGGCCGCCAACUCCAACGUCUACUCGGGCAGCCGCGUGCUGCUGGCGCUCGCCGAGGAGGGCCAGGCGCCCGCCAUCUUCAAGAGGACGAACCGGUGGGGCAUCCCCGUGUGGGCGGUCGGCGGCACCGCCGCGUUCGGCCUGCUCGGCUUCCUCAACCUGUCCGAGGACGGCGGCAAGGUGUUCAACUGGCUGCUCAACAUUAGCGGCGUGGCCGGGUUGACCACCUGGGCGAGCACCUGCCUGUCCCACCUGGCCUUCAUGCGCGCGCUCAAGGCCCAGGGCAUCCCGCGCUCCGAGCUGCCGUACGUGUCGCGCUUCCAGCCGUACACGGCCAUCUACGGCCUCUUCUUCAACGUCCUCAUCACCCUGACGCAGGGCUUCACCGCCUUCGUCCACUGGAACGUGAGCGACUUCUUCGCGGCAUACAUCAGCCUGAUUCUGUUUGUGCUCCUGUGGGCCGGGCACAAGCUGUGGUACCGGCAGCCGAGCGUCAGCCCGGCAAAGGCCGACUUGGUUCGCGGUCGCUUCGAUCUCAACGGGGAGAGAUCGGCGGCCGAUGGUGGGGUAUGAGCAUGAGUAUGAUUAUGAGCCUGGGCCGGCGGACCUGUGACUCGUGAUUCCAGGC